Aspergillus uvarum CBS 121591 is the source of this 1330-nucleotide messenger RNA. RefSeq names its product putative NADH-quinone oxidoreductase Pst2 (gene pst2). The transcript is spliced from 3 exons. The record is from RefSeq and is a predicted model, not a curated record. The coding region runs from base 400 to 978 and encodes 192 amino acids. Gene Ontology annotation, molecular function: FMN binding; NAD(P)H dehydrogenase (quinone) activity. Lineage: Eukaryota; Fungi; Ascomycota; Eurotiomycetes; Eurotiales; Aspergillaceae.
CGGAUGCUUGCCAAAGCAAUUGAACCUCUUUUGCCCGUAGCUGCGCAGCAACUGUUUGUUGUACGUACAGCAGUACUUGCUGGGUGAGGGAGCAGGGGGAAGAGAGGGGCCUUUCUAUCUGAAUAUAUAAUUGCUGCUUCUCUGCCCCUCUUUGACCAGCCCCUCUUUCUUCUCAUCAGUCAGUCCCAGUAUCCAAAGACCGUUUUCUGUCAUCCUUCCAGAAAUCAUCCCCUCACAAACAGUCACCAUGGCUCCCAAGAUUGCUAUCGUCUUCGUAUGUACCUUCCCGACCGAUUGAUAUCUUUUCUCCACCAUACAAUGGGAGACAUUUUCAAUUCGUCCUGGUUGUUCCUCAGGACUCUGGAACAUUGUCACUGAUGGUUGAUCAUACAGUACUCGAUGUACGGCCACAUCCAACAGUUGGCCGAGGCCGAGAAGAAGGGUAUUGAGGCUGCUGGCGGUUCCGCCGACAUCUACCAGGUCGCUGAGACUCUUCCCGAAGAGGUCCUGGCUAAGAUGCACGCUCCUCCCAAGUCCAGCUACCCCGUUGUUGAGCCCAAGACUCUGCUCGAGUACGAUGCUGUUCUCUUCGGUAUCCCCACCCGUUACGGUAACUUCCCUGCCCAGUGGAAGGCUUUCUGGGACCAGACCGGUGGAAUCUGGGCCACCGGUGGCUACUGGGGCAAGUACGCCGGUCUCUUCAUCUCCACUGGUACCCAGGGUGGCGGUCAGGAGUCCACUGCUCUUGCUUCCAUGAGCACCUUCGCCCACCACGGUUUCGUCUACGUUCCUCUCGGCUACAAGACCGUCUUCGGCCAGCUGGCCAACCUCAACGAGGUUCACGGUGGCAGCCCCUGGGGUGCCGGUACUUUCGCUGGUGCCGACGGUUCCCGCCAGCCUUCCGCUCUCGAGCUCGAGAUCGCCGAGGCUCAGGGCAAGGCCUUCUACGAGCACGUCUCCAAGCACACCUUCGCUUGACUACAUGGUAGCGAGCAGACUCAGUCGGAGUCGCCUGCCGCGGCCCAGCCGCAGCAGAAGACCGAGACGGAGAAGCCCGCGCCGAAACCUGCACAAAACGGACAAAGCACCCAGGCAGCGACCCGGGAGGAGAAGAGCAAUGAGGGACCUUGUGGCCUGCCCAAGAAGUGUGUCAUCCAGUAGAAAACUGAAUUGCUUAAUAUCCUAUCCGGUUCUCUGCUCUGUAACUGGGCUUGCUUUUGUUUCUGUUUUCGGUUGGUAUGGCGUUGGGUGAUAGAGGGAGGGAAUUUCAAGUACAUAAUUCACGUGAUACACCAGACUUCAGUCUAAAAAGAGAAUGAAUGAUAAUCUA